This is a messenger RNA of Neomonachus schauinslandi (Hawaiian monk seal), 1005 nucleotides long. It is a transcript of the gene FBXO36, whose product is annotated as F-box protein 36. The transcript has 4 exons. Gene Ontology annotation, biological process: SCF-dependent proteasomal ubiquitin-dependent protein catabolic process. The record is from RefSeq and is a predicted model, not a curated record. Gene Ontology annotation, cellular component: SCF ubiquitin ligase complex. NCBI's taxonomy places the organism in Eukaryota, Metazoa, Chordata, Mammalia, Carnivora, Phocidae. Gene Ontology annotation, molecular function: protein binding. The coding region runs from base 1 to 567 and encodes 188 amino acids.
AUGGCGUCGUGGCUGCCGGAGACUCUGUUCGAAAUUGUAGGACAAGGCCCAGCGCCCAGCAAAGACUAUUACCAGUUAUUGGUCACCCGCUCCCAGGUAAUCUUUAGAUGGUGGAAGAUCUCUCUGAGGAGUGAGUAUCGAUCAACAAAACCUGGAGAAGCCAAAGAGUCUCAUGAAGAGUUCCUUGAGAACUCCCAUCUUCAAGUUCAAAUUGCCUUAAUAUUUGGUGCAAGAAUAUUAGACUAUGUCUUCAAUUUAUGUGAAGGUAAAUUUGACUUCCUUGAACGGCUCUCAGACAAUUUGCUCCUGAAUAUCAUUUCUUAUCUGGAUCUUGAAGAUAUUGCCAGGCUUUCUCAAACAUCACGCAGAUUUGCACAGCUGUGCAUGUCUGACGAGCUGUGGGAGAAGAUAGUCCAGUCGGCCUGUGACACCAUCACGCCGGACAUGCGGGCCCUGGCCAAGGACAUAGGCUGGAGGCAGAUGUUCUUCACCAACAAGCUGCAGCUUCAGCGACAGCUCCGCAAGAGGAAACAGAGACAAGGGAGCCAGAUAAACAAUAAAUUUUAGGGACACAUUUUCUCACCUGCAGGGGGGUCGAGGCCUGGGUGUAGUUCCCUUCCGUGUCCAAAUCUCUCCCGUUUCCUUCGACUACGAACUCAGAUUUGAACUUGCUGAUUCAAGGAGCCAUUGGAAAAGCACACCGGGUUUGCACAUACCUGCAGCCCAACCCGACUAGGCGGGGCCUCGCUUGAACCACGGUCCCCCUGUUGGAGGGUCCAGUUCGUGGCCCCAGCAAAGGGCUGCGGGACAGAAAGCCCGUGACACCCGUAAGAAAAAGAGGCUUCUGCUGUACAGAAACAAAAAAUAAAUGGUUAUCCGCAGGUUUUUACUCCUUAUCUGUUUUGCUCUAGGCAUUUGAAAGGAUUACUUGCGCUUCUGAAUUUUGGCCUGAUAGAGGGGGCUCCGCGUCCCCACGGGAAAGAGCGGGGGGGCAGGGGCCACGGG